Ictalurus punctatus (channel catfish) is the source of this 3683-nucleotide messenger RNA. RefSeq names its product coiled-coil domain containing 9 (gene ccdc9). The record is from RefSeq and is a predicted model, not a curated record. The transcript is spliced from 16 exons. Bases 176 to 2275 code for a protein of 699 amino acids. NCBI's taxonomy places the organism in Eukaryota, Metazoa, Chordata, Actinopteri, Siluriformes, Ictaluridae.
AAGUAGAUGGAGUUCUUACCGGAAGUAGUUCUGGGACACUUUUGACAGUUUCUCUAGCCGCAGAAGCACGACAGGCUACCUUUCACGUUUUGGUUGCUGUUUCUUAUCUCUCGGAUCUGUUCUCUGAGAGAUUGUAAGCCCAGCAGUGUGUUUGUGUAAAGACAGGCUUCCAGCCAUGUCUGCUGUGGUCGAUCUGAAGACGAAGGAGGAGAAAGAUGCGGAACUGGACAGACGUAUUGAAGCUCUGCGGAAGAAAAACGAGGCUUUAAUGAAGAGACACCAGGAAAUAGAAGAGGACAAAAAGAAGGCUGAGCAGGAGGGCAUUGCCGUGACGACACACCGCAAACCUCGCACUCAUGAGCCUGAUUCAGAGCGGCGGAAGAUUGAAAAGGAGAACAUAACUGUGACAGUUCUGUCUAAACCCAGCGGGGUAAGACCAUCAGUGUCGAUGCAUCAGAGCAACCCAAGUGAUCAUUGUGAAAGUCGGGUGGUAAAUGAUAGGCAGUCAGCACCACACCGUGGUGAUCGUGAAACAGAAGAGGGGUUCGCUGGCUGGCCCCCACAUAAGACAGGAUCUGGGCGGCUGAGCAGAGGUGGGCAGCGUGGAGGUGGUCAUCGCACCGAGAGAAGAGAACCACGGGAAGAGGUAGUAGGAGGAGGAGGAGGAGAGGGCCCUUUUCACAAUGAACGCUCCCGAGGACGACGGGGAGGAAGAGGAGGAAGAGGAAGCAUGGAGCAGGGUGGCUCUGGGACAGACAGAAAAUCAAAGGACUGGGAAGAGAAGAGACGACAGAACAUUGAGAAGAUGAAUGAGGAGAUGGAGAAGAUUGCUGAGUAUGAGAGAGGUCAAAGGACUGAAGGUGAAAAGUAUCCCACCCGGAACUUUCUGGAUGAUCCGCGGCGCAGCGGACCAAUUCCUGAGAUGGAUCGCAAAGAGGGGAGCCGCAGGCACGUCCGCAACUGGGGUGGACUGGAUUUUGAAAAUGUUAAGACUGGAACUGAGGGAGAGAAAGAGUGGAUGAAUCGGAGACCUGGAGGGAGAGGAUCAAUGGAUAUGACUUUGUCGAUGACGGGCAGAGAAAGGGCUGAGUAUCUACGCUGGAAAAAGGAGCGUGCGCAGAUCGAUGAGGAGAGAUUGGCUCGUCAUCGUAACGCCACUGGUCAGUGGAGACGAGAGUGGGAUGCCCAGAAAACAGAUACAAUGUUCACAGAGGACCCAGCUGUGGGUGGAGAGGGCAUGCCAGAACCAAGCAGCAGGAGAGCAGAUAGAGGGCGUAAUGCCCGUACACAGCAACGCAGAGGGGCUUCAGACGAUAGCAGAAAAAAAAAGGCACCCACAUUUGGAGAUUUCUUAGGGCAGGGCAAACUCGGAGAGGUGGGCCGUGGAGGCAGAGGAAGAGGGAAAGGUCAAGGUCAUGGCAAGAGUUACAGUAUGCAUGAUAAUCGGUGGGAAGCAGAGAAAGAGGAAGAAAAAGGGAAAAAGGAGGAACAGGAAAAAGAAAAGACAAAGGAAAUGGAUGAGCCCAAAGCUCCAUUAGAAAAGAAGCAGACUGCUGUUGCUGAAGAGAAAUCGGUUGCUGAAGAUGAAGAUGAUGAGUGGGUGGAUACCAGUGAUGUAGAUGAAGAUGAGGCAGUGGAAGAGUCUGAGGAUAAAGAAGGUUCUGUGAAAGAUUGCAAACCCAAGGAGAAGAGCCAUAGCUCCCCUGCUCCAUCAAGUCCCAGUCCUAAGGAACAGAGGACACCCAGACCCAAAGUGCACAUCCCGUCUUCCCCUCAGGAGUGUCUCACUACCCCAGAAGGCACAAAGCCUCUCAGCCCCUUUUCCCCUCCUGAGGGCCACCAGCCUGUAUCAGACUGGGGAGAGGAGAUGGAGAUGCUAUCCCCUAAAAGCAGCUUGGGUGAGAGUCCCUUGAGGCCCACCAGUAAUGAAAGCAGUCCGGCUCAGAACAAGAGCCGGGAGGAGGAGGAGCAGCAGCAGCAGCAGCAGCAGCAGCAGCAGCAGCAAAGUAAUGAUGCAACAGACCCACCCAAGCAGUCCGACAAACAGAAUGACACACUGCCUGUAGCAGAGUCGAGUGCUCCUGCUGUCCAGGAAGAAUCAACAACACACCAUGCUGAUUCCCCCUCUAGCAGCAAUACGCCCACAGAGCCUGCAGAGGAUUCAACCACACAGAAGGAAGAGAGUGCAGUCCCUGCUGUAGAGCUGGAUUUGAAGCAAUCUGGAAGUGAAGGUGCAACUCCAGUUGAGUCCACAGAUCAGACAUGCUCAGGCUAAAGAGUAACUGCAAUAAUUGCAGCACUAGUGAUCUUGUGAGAGAAGAAAAAAGGUAAGAAGUGAGAAGAACACCAGGCCUAAUAGAUAUCCACUGCCUGAACAUAUGGAGGAUUGCAGGCCCUAUGAUUACUUAUUCCCACCUCCAAACAACUAAUUUGUAUGAUCUUUUGUUCUCUCCGUACAAAUUAUUCUAGUGCUACAUGUGUUGCAAAAUCUAGGACUGGAAUUUACGAGUCUCUGCAAACCAUAUAUGUGACACUGUAAAGAUAAUGCAGCACAUUAUAUGCAAGGAGGCAAAAAAUAAACAUACCUUAAGAAUAGUAGCUGUUUUACAUGACAUUUGGUAAGAGUUCACACCUUAUCCUAGUCAUAAGAUACAUUUGCUAUCAGAAAUAGUUUGGAGGCAAUGCUAUUUUUGCUUCAUGCUGCUUUAGUCCUCAAGGGUUAGUCAAUCAAAUGCAUGCUUUAGUUUGUGUAUGAUACCUAUGCAAACAAAAUGGAAGGGGCAUUAGGAUUAUCAAAAUUAUUUGUAAAAAUCUGGAUUUUCUGUUGGGUUUUUUUUUGGUUUGUUCUUGUGUUUUGUUUUGUUUUUUAUUCAUGGUUAAGAUUGUAAUUUGCCUGCAAAAUAAGGUGCUAGAUAUGCUCACAUUUAUCAUUUGUGACCUAAACUGUAUGUGUAUGUAUUAUGACCAAAGAUGUUUCUUAGAAGGGGUUUUGUAGAAGACUUUGGCUCUGUUAGAAAAAUAAUGAACAUUUGAGGCAACAUAGAAAGUGUGCCUCAAUAGAACUAACCUUGGUUUUGGAUUUUUAGUUUUUAUCUUUAUUGUUUUGUUUGUCUUUAUGCUCUCCAUUUUUGUUUAGGAAUUUUUCAUGUGAAAGCAGGCAGUUUGGCUCAUUGAGGCUGUUUUAGAAGCAUGGGUUUCUAUCUUUUAGCAAAUUUAGUGAAGUAUAUUGAUUGUAAUAAGUUUUUUUUUUUUUUUUUUGUUUUUUUUUUUUUAAAUGGUGUACAUUCCAAUGCUUCGUGUGUCAUCUUUCACUGUUGGCAUUGAGAACCCUCAGCUUAAGAAGAAGAAGAAGAGGGGAAAAAAAUUCCAACAAAAAAAAUCUUGAAAUUUGUGAUUGUAUUGUGUCUAUCUGCAAAUGGACUCUCCUUGUGUUUACUUUAUAAUUAGAUCUAGGUUUGCCUCUGUUGGUGUUUCAGCAAUGCACAUGUGGUUGUAUGAUUUUAAGUGUUUGUAAGAUUCAUCCCAGAGUGAAACACUAUUAUAUCUCAAUCAUUUAUUUUUAAUGAAGAUUAUCAAUUAAUGCUUUUGCCUUUUCAUUUUUCAUGGAAAUGAUGCAUUGUGUUAUUUACGUUGUAGUUUCUUUUUAAAUAAAUGCAUAUCUUUGCUUUAAAUCUCCUUCUCUA